Messenger RNA from Exophiala dermatitidis NIH/UT8656, 2945 nucleotides. Its product is annotated as mannosyltransferase. The record is from RefSeq and is a predicted model, not a curated record. Gene Ontology annotation, cellular component: Golgi apparatus; membrane. The transcript has 3 exons. Bases 623 to 2149 code for a protein of 508 amino acids. NCBI's taxonomy places the organism in Eukaryota, Fungi, Ascomycota, Eurotiomycetes, Chaetothyriales, Herpotrichiellaceae. Gene Ontology annotation, molecular function: alpha-1,2-mannosyltransferase activity. Gene Ontology annotation, biological process: protein N-linked glycosylation; cell wall mannoprotein biosynthetic process.
GGGCACCGCAGGCAAAUCUGCGCCAUCCAACCUUGGCGUUUGCGUCGCGUUGCGUUGCGUUGCGGCGGAGCAAACCACUGCAACUCGCUACCACCAGCCUUUAGCGCAACUCUCCGUCUCAGACUCGCCGUCUGGGUCCUUUCAGGGAUUCCAGAGUGGACACUCCAGCACCCAGCACCGACACCCAGCACCACUACUGGCACACUGCAUCUUCAACUCGAACCACAGUCAGAAAGUCCUUCUUCCCCAGACAUUACAGUAGAUUCAUGAACGAACAUAUCUGUCCUCAUCCUCCCGGUAUUCAACAUUGCGAGCUCAUAAUGUCGCCUGCCCAUCCGUCGAGAUAAUCAGUAUUUUACCAAGUCCGACGAUAUCGAAGCUUUCUCCUCGUGCACGCCAUCCCUAUCACUUCCGCCGUCGCGUUUGUUGGGAUUACUCUUCACCAGGUCCUAAGUCGCAACCAGCACUUUUCAGUCUUCUUCGACGCGAGCCUCGUUAGGGCUGUUGUACCACCUCGUUCGUCUGUUCCAUGUUCGACCCGGCUUGCAUGCUUGGCCGGUAAUAUUUUGAAUCGACGCAGGAAAGUCCUCCAUUGCUCGGACAGUCUGGCACCGUGGCUACAAUGAAGGGCGUGGUGCAGCGCGUGCUCAAGCGCUUGCCUUCAGUACCAUUGGGUCCAUCCGCCGAGGAAGUCAAGAAUGAAAAGUCCAGAUCGAGGACACUGCCACAGUUAUCUUUUUUCCGCAGGCGGAUCAGGUUAAAAGGCAAUUCGUCCAUAUCCAUACCAUUGGGAUUUCUACUUCUCUUUCCGAGCUUGGUGGUACUUUUGAUCCUUAUACUUGUGUUGAAGCAUCCAAGCUCCCCUGGGCGCAUAAUGAUGCCUGCAGGCACACCCCCUUCCAUAAGAAAAAUUAGCGAAAAGUACGAUCGCGUGUUUGCCACGGGAUGUUUAAAUCCAGAGGAGACCUCAAAGCAGCCUCGCGCAAAUGCGGCGUUCGUGGUUUUGGCGCGAAACAAGGAGCUUGAUGGAGUGAUACAGUCGAUUAAGAGCAUCGAGCGACAUUUCAACCGGUGGUUUCACUAUCCAUAUGUGUUCCUGAACGACGGCGAUUUCGAACAGUCCUUCAAAGAUACCAUUACAAAUUACACCAGCGCCCCAGUCGAGUUUGGAAAGAUCGAUGCGACCAUGUGGGGUUAUCCUGACUGGGUUGAUCAUGAAGUCGCAAAAGAAGGAAUUCGAAAACAGGGAGAUGCGGCAAUCAUGUACGGUGGGAUGGAGAGUUACCACCAUAUGUGCCGUUUCUAUUCCGGGUUCUUCUACAAACAUGAACUUCUGCAGAAGUACGAGUGGUAUUGGCGGCUCGAACCUGAAAUCAAGUAUUUCUGCGACAUCACUUACGACCCUUUCAUCGAGAUGGCUCGGGCGAAUAAGACUUACGGGUUCACUAUCGCGGUUAAAGAGCUGAAGGAAACAGUGCCAAACAUUUUUCGGUACGCCUCAGCCUACAAGCGGAAGCAUAACCUCAAGUCUAAAGGGCUCUGGGAAAUGUUCGUCGAGAAACCCAAAGAAAAGGACGAAACGCCCCAAGACAAAAGGUUGAAGACGUUGCCCGAUGAAAUCCUGCAAACUGAGCCUGGACAUCAAAACAUCGAGACCAUUGACCCAGAAGCCAUGGAGGGCGAAAAGUACAACAUGUGCCAUUUCUGGAGUAACUUCGAGAUUGCCCGGUUGGAUUGGUUCCGCAGCAAGGAAUAUAACGACUUUUUCGAAAUGAUGGACCGUAGCGGAGGUUUUUGGAUGGAGAGAUGGGGUGACGCUCCCAUUCAUUCUCUCGCUGCUGGAGCCCUCUUAUCACCUCGUGACAUACAUUAUUUCCGUGAUUUUGGCUAUCGUCAUACCACAAUCCAACACUGUCCUGCGAACGCUCCAGCGAGACAACUUCCGCGCAUUCCAUGGCUUGAGAAGACGACCGAAGAUGAGAAGGAACGCCAAGAAGAAGACGAAUACUGGGCGACCCCGGAUCCACCCAAGGAGAACGGAGUUGGAUGUCGGUGCCGCUGUGACACUGACAUCCGUGAUGUUGAAGGCAAAGAGGGCAGUUGUCUUGCCCAGUGGGUCGAGGUUGCCGGUGGCUGGGCGUCACCUUGAGGACCUUUGUCCAUGUUCCCAGGUCGGGAAAGAGCUGGAAAAAGCAGGAUGUUUGGUUGCGCAUGACGCUUCCGGCGUUGGGUGUUGUCCUUAUUGUCUGAGGACAUUGUUAGGCGUUCCAGCUGUAUGAACCUGAACACGGUCGGAAGUGUGAUGUGAUUGGCUCCAAGGUGGAGGAGGGUUGGAUGCUCCAAAGUCUGCUGUUCGGUCCCAAUAUACUCCGAGGAACUGGAUUCGAGCUACAGAUUCCGAAAGAAUACUCGACCUGUCGUUGAGUCCUUGAAUGGCAUUGAACACUCCGUCCUCCAGGACUCCACGCGACUAUUUCACAUGGCUAUAUGACAAAGGGGCGGGAAGUUUGUUAUUCAGCACCGGAGAACAAAAUCGGCGCCAAAGCUGUGAGAAGGCAGAUAGGCUUUGGCGAUGAGCACAGCCAGGUCAAUUGACGUGGACAGACGAAGAAAAGUCAGGGAUGAUUCUACAAUAGCCUUUUUUGGGUGUUGAAGGGGGACGGCCAUUCAUAUACAGCACUAUGAAAGUGUGGCAGUCGGGAUUGUGUCAAUAUUAUAACACUACGAGAAGAUAUCGCCAUACAGACAUGUUCUUGUGUAAUUGUUUAUUGGUUGUACGUGGACCUCUCUGCCAUGCUGUCCUUAGCUUGUGUCUCAUCGGCUCAGAGUCAGCCACGUCGAACUGUAUCCAUCCGUGUAUCAAAGGUACCUGGCAGGUCUGUACGGAUGUAGCGCUGACAUUGAUUGGUGCACGAUACAUCCAAUUGAAACACGCUUCAUCUCAG